AUUGCAAGGUACGUAAACUGUUCACACUUCUAACGUCACUGUGCAAAAUAUCAUUGCUGUAAAUUAUUUUUUUGUGUAAAGACGUUAUGGAUGCCAAUAACGUUGUAACAGCGUUCCUAGAAUCAGCCAACAAAUACGCUUUGUCUCAAACGGAUGAUAAUAUUAAACAUUUACAACGGAAUUUGCAAAUACUAGUUUGCUUGACAGCUGAUAAAUCUCAUCAUAAUUUUUUUAAAAUUCGUUCUCCCAUCGCUUCCCAAUGCAUAACGCAUAUUGUAAAUGUAUUUCUGGAUGGUAAUACAAAGAGCUGUUUGAUAUCACGUUCUGUAUCUGUGCUUCAAAAUUUAUCAAAGGAUGUUUAUUUAAAUAGAACUUUGCAGACUACAUUUCAUCUGCAUUCUGCAAUAUCCAUAUUUUUGCAAAAUUAUGGUAUUAAUGUUAAAGAUGCAUUAGUUUUACAGUGUUUUCAUUUACUCGAAAAUGUUACUUAUGGUGUUAAAAUCGAUUACAUAGAAAGUCAGUUUGAAAAUUUAAUUGGUGUCCUUUUAAAAUCUUUGGAAGAUGAAUCAUCACAACUCAGGAAAACUUGUAUACAUAUUUUAUCAAAUGUAUGUCGUCAGAAUACAAGAGUUCAGAACUAUAUCUGUAGUAUACCUGAUAUCAAACAAGUGAUAAAAAGGCUUGUUACCAUGCUUGAUAAUGAAGAACAUAGUAUUAUAUUGUAUGCCUUAUCAAUACUCGCAACUUUGACUCCUCACAUUUCUAUUGGAAAUAAGUUAUGGACUGAGGAGCAUCUAAUGAUGACCUUUGAUCUUAUCAUCAAAGUUUUAUUUAGUAUGGAUGAAAAAUGUGCCACUGCCGCCUUAGACCUUUUUCUUGACUUAAUGGAGGUGCCAAAAUAUCAGCAAUGUUUUAUCCAGUCUCUGAAAUUCACAAGAUGCCUGAAAAAAAUUUCUAAGGCUUUAUAUGCUGAUGCCACUCCUCAUACCGUUUUAUAUUUAAAACUUCUUCUUUCUUUAAUUAAAUUAUCUGAGAGUUCGGAAAAAUUAUUUUCCAUUUUGUGUUUUCCUGAUACCAUUGAUGGCAAGUCUGGACGAAUUUUAGUAAUCCAUCCAAAAUUGGGCAAAUGGUGUGUUGAAAGUAAUAAUGUGGAUCAGACUAUGUUGAAAAUUUCUUUACAGCUGUUACAAUUUAUAAUUAAUUUUUAUUUAGACAAGAAUUUUGAAUGUAUUGAAGGUAGUGUGAAAAGUAUAUUGAAGGAUAUUUUAGAAAGAAUGUGUGUGCCUUUAGUUGGAGAUUUUUAUUCAUUUGAAGAAGAAUUACAGACUAAACUUGUGACUUUUGAAAUUAUGCUUUCACUGUGUCAAAAGACUGAUUUCAAAAAUUUUAUUUCUGAGCAUUUAAACAUCCAUGUUCUUGAAGAAAUGGCUGAAAUAUUACUAAGUAAACAAACCAUAGAUGAUUGUGAUUCUCGAGAUUUGGGUACAGAUCUGUUUCUGGUUAUUGUUGAAAUUAUUUCUUUAUUUUCAAAUCCAGACUCUAAUCAGUUUCUUUGCAGACUUUAUAAUAAUAUAAACGUGAUGCAAUUACUUGCAUGUGCAUUAACUUCAAACAGUGCUCAACGUAUUAAUAGAGGCUUAUUAUUAUUAUCAUUAAGCAAUGGUAAAUGUCCAUUGAAUAUCCUUAGUGAACGUUUGCUUGUUCGAAAUUCAAGUGUUCAGCGCAGUGGUAAUCGAAAUUCUGAUGUAACAGAUUCACCCUCCUUUCCAAGUGAAAAUUUACAGCCAUCUGUAAAGAACUCAAAUAAUAGUGAUAAAGAAAAAGUUUUUGAUUCAUUAAUAAAGAAAAUGGAAAAAGGAUUUAAGAUUAAAGAAUUAAAAUCAUCUGAAAUAAUGGAAAUAUAUGAAUAUAAAAUUGCUAUGUUAACGUUGAGGGAGCAAGAACUGCAGAGCUAUGUAGAUGCUAAAUCUGCAUCAUUAUUAGAAGCUGACAGAGUUAUUACUCAGUAUAAAUGUCGCCAAGCUGAUGCAGAAGCAGAAGCUUUGAAAUUGAGAAGUAUGUUAAAAGACUAUGAAAAGCUGAAUGAAAUAUCUGUUGAAAAACUCACACAAAUUGAACAAAGGAAAAAAGACCUUGAAACAGAACUAGAAACGGCAUUUUAUGAAAUUAAAGUUUUACAGGCAAAUUUGACUGAACAGAAAGAACUAAUGGACGUUCAGAUGGCUAGAGUAUGCGAUCAAAAGAGAGUAAUUGAAGAAGAAAAAAUAAAAUUAUUUGAACAGAUAGCUCUCAAAGAUCAAGAAAAAAAAUUAUUCAUAAGUCAACUUCAGCAAGUAAGAGAAGAACUGAAAAGUAAAAAUGAAGCAUAUGAAGAUUUAAAAGAAUCUCAUGAAGACUUACAAAAGUUGUUAGAAGAGUCAAAGAAGUCUUUAGAAAAGCUGAAGCAAAAUUCUGAGCAAAAGCAGUCAAGCUUGCAGAAAACCAUUGAUGCUGCUCAAGAAGCAAUUAGUCAACUAGAAGAAAAAAAUGAGACCUUAAGAAAGGACAUGGUUAAAAAAGAAGAAGACUUUUCUAACAGAAUCUUAGAUCUAGAAGAUGAAAAAGAAAAAUUUACUGAAAUGAUAAAACUAAAAAAUGCAAAACUUGAAGAUCUAAACGAAGCUGUUAAAAAAUUAAACGAAUCAAUAAAUGUUAAAAACAUAGCACUACAGGAAUUGGAAAUUCAUUCUGAAAAACUUAGAAGUACAUUGAAAGAAACAGAUAACCAGAGAGUUAAAUUAGAGAAUGACAUCAAAAUUUUGGAAGUACUUUGCAAGCAGUAUGAAUCAUCUUUGGAAGAAAAAGAUUCUCGAAUCAAUGAUAUGACAAAUGAACUAGAAUUAUUACAAAAAAAUUAUGAAGAUGUAAUGCAAGAGAAAGACUCAGAAAUUAAUGAUUUAAAAGCUGAACUUGAAAAGCAUAAGCAAAUAACAGGAAUGAUUCAUCAGUUAACUAGUGGAAAAAUUUGCCCUCCAAAAUCUGAAGGAAAGUAAUGCCAUUUUAAUCUUUUUUUUUAUAUUUUCCUUUUAGUUUAAAAGAACUAAUAUAGGGACUGCAUUUGAAAAAUUCUUUUUAUUUUUAGAAAAAAAAUUGUUAUUCUCUUUAAAAGAAAACUACU
Molecule: messenger RNA, 3157 nt
Organism: Stegodyphus dumicola
Lineage: Eukaryota; Metazoa; Arthropoda; Arachnida; Araneae; Eresidae
Product: protein CIP2A homolog L-like
Source: RefSeq, a predicted model, not a curated record